AUGCAAGCAAGCGAUUCCACAACAUUUAGAGCAGUUACAAUUGGUGAAAGCUCUGUUGGAAAGACAUGCCUUGUAAACAGGUUCAUCAGAAAUAAAUUCAAUAACGCAGAAGCGAACACAGUUGGCGCUAUUUAUGAUACAUACACUGAACGUCGUGGCGACCAAUCUAUUGAAGUCCAAAUUUGGGAUACAGCUGGACAAGAGAAAUUCAGAAGCCUCGCCCCAGUUUAUUACAGAGGUGCAGAUGCUGCUGUCGUCGUUUUCGAUAUGACGAAACCUUCUACAUUUCAAUGCCUUCAAUCCUGGAUUGACGAUUUCAAGGGUGUUGCAGGCGAGCAGAGUGCUGUUAUAAUUGUCGGAAACAAAGUUGAUCUUACAGAUCAAAUCAAAAUUUCACAGAUGGAAGCUUUAGAAUGGGCUACAGCUCAUGGAGUUAAAUUCUUCCAGACUUCUGCUAAAACAGGUGAAGGCGUUAAAGAGCUUUUCACCGCUGUUGUCGAUAUCCUUAUGACAAGAAGAAGUGAAGGGGAAGUUUCCGGCGUAACAACACUUACAAAGCGUAAAAACGCAGAUGAUGGCAAGAGAUGUUGCUAG
This is a messenger RNA of Trichomonas vaginalis G3, 594 nucleotides long. Its product is annotated as GTPase protein. The record is from RefSeq and is a predicted model, not a curated record. The transcript has a single exon. Gene Ontology annotation, molecular function: GTP binding; GTPase activity. Bases 1 to 594 code for a protein of 197 amino acids. NCBI's taxonomy places the organism in Eukaryota, Parabasalia, Trichomonadida, Trichomonadidae.